This is a messenger RNA of Paramecium tetraurelia, 1782 nucleotides long. RefSeq lists its product as uncharacterized. Lineage: Eukaryota; Ciliophora; Oligohymenophorea; Peniculida; Parameciidae. The record is from RefSeq and is a predicted model, not a curated record. Gene Ontology annotation, molecular function: zinc ion binding. The transcript is spliced from 4 exons.
AUGGAUAAAGAAUUUUAAUGUUGUUAAUGUUAACUUGAGUUUAAUUUACAGGAUAAAAGUCCUCAUGUCCUCCCAUCCUGUGGUCAUUCAAUAUGUUAGUUAUGUGUGAAAUAAUAUUUGUAAUCGCAAUUGUAGUUGAUAUGCAACGAGGACAACAUCGAAUGCCAAGUGGACAGAGACUUCAAAUUCUUCCCUAUUAAUCAGAGCAUCAUUGUCUUAUUGAGAAAAAAACGACCUGUACAAAGAUGCCAUACUUAUGUAACUCCAGAAGAUGCAAUACCUCGAAUAUCAGCAGAAGAUGUUAGCGAAUUUUCAGGUGACAGCCAAUAAAACAUUUAAUUAAAUAAGAGCAUCUCUCAAUCACAUUCAUGUGAAAUAUUGCCAGCUAAAGAAAACUAAGGAGAUUUAUGCCAGAUUCAUUCAAAAACAUUAGAAUUAGUUUGUUAAGAAGAUGGAGAAUAUAUCUGUGUUAAUUGCGCGCUAUUUGGAAAUCAUAAGUUUCACAAUUAUAAGCCUAUUGACAUUUAUGUGAAAGAAAUGGAAUAGACAUUAAAUGAUAUUACCACAAUAUAUGAAGUUGUAAAAGAUAUGAGUUCUAAAAUUGAACAAAAGAAUUACGCAAAAGAAUUUGAAACCAAAAUGCUAUAAUCAAAGGACUCUAAAUUAUAAGAAAUAGACCUGAGGUUUAAUGAAUUAUUUAAUGAAUUAAAUUAAAUAAAAGAAGAGUUUAAAUCCAGAAUAGAAAAUAAUUACAAUAUCCAAUUCGAUAGUAAUAUAAGAAAAAUUGAAUCAGAAUUCACUUUAUUAAAAGAUCAAGCAGAUAAAUGGCUUUCGCAAACUGGACAUCAAUUAAAUUAUUUCUUUGUUGAAAAAAUUUAAAAUUAAAAGCUAAAAAUGGAUGCUAAGGAAAUAGGAAAUAGCAAAGUAAAUGGGUCCUAAUUGAUUAGCAAAAUAUAAUACUAAUUUUCUUAAAUUGAGACUUGUGUUAAGUUGAUCGGAGAGUAAUAACAUUUUUUCGUGCCUAUUGAAAACAUUAAAAACUAAUUCCCUCACGAAAAUAAAUAAUAGCUUGAUUAGUUAUUAUUGGAUAGGGAAGACAAAUUAACAGAUUCGGAUAUUAUUUAUUAGGAUAUUAAAGAUGAAAAAUUAACAUAAUCGAUGUACAUUUCCUAAUAGCCUACACAACCAGCUUCCCCCUAAUAUAAUGUGGGUAAAAAUAAUUAUUUCAGCCAAACAUUGACACCUGGAUAAUUUUAAAGAAAAGAUAGGAGUGUAACUAUGCUACAAACGGAACCUUCAGAAAUUUCGGCUCCAAACACGAACAGAAAUAAGUUAUCUUCAUCCAAGUUCGCUAAAGUCUAGAAAUUUAGUAAGGAUCCAAAAUUACAUGAUAAAAUUAUUAAUACCUUAGCUAUGUUUGAAAAGUUUGAAAUGAUUGAUUUUUCUACUCUUGAUGUAACUGAGCCGUUGAUUCAGGCAAUAGAUGAAGCACUCAAAAAUAGAAAAAUUGUCAAAGUCUUGAAAAUGAGUAAAUGUAAAUUAACUGAUGAUCUUUUUGCUAAGUUAUUAACAGUCAUUGAAGAAUCUAGUGUUACAGCAUUGCAUCUACAAUCCAACGCAUUAACUGAAAAAGCAUUAGAUUGUCUUUUAAACAUCGCCAAAGUCAAAAAGCAUUUUGAAUGCAAGCAAAUCUACUUAAAUGGAAAUAUUAACAUUACAUAGGCUAAAGCCAAAAAAAAGAUUGAAGAAAUUAAAAAGUAUGGUAUUUAAGUAACGAUUUGA